ACCCAUGCUGGGAACACGCUGGUGAGAGAGCUGUCAGUAUUAAAUACACAGGUAACCAUGCUGAAAAUUAACCAAUGCUCAUGUGAUCUAAUAGGGAUAAUUACCUUCAGUAUCCACUAUAGUAGAUUCAUACUUUGACGUCUUUAAAGCUGUUUCUUAUUUUCUCACAGAUUUUCAUGAUGGAGCAGCCGAUUUUCAUCUGUUUCACUCCUGUAGGGAGGUUGGUGUGGGAGGAACUGACUUCUCAAACUGAACAGCCAAAUAGUGAAGACUCUGGUUUUCCCUUUGAGAAGAUGCAGCUGGUUGGGAACUGGGGUUCGUUUCAUUUCCAUACCUGGAUAAUCCGUUAUGGACGAGUGCAGCAAAACGAAGAGGACAUGCAUCACCUGUGCAUUGUGAGGGGAGUGGAGAAACAGCUGUGGUGGAGCAGAGUCAUUCAGGAAAAAAUCCUGGACCCAUGGGGUAAUGUCCAGGUGGUCCUCACCAACAAGGAGAUGACUGGUAUUAAGUACCUUGGUAGAAGGAUCUAUGGACUCGGGUCUUGCCUCGUCAAGAUGAGGUCAGAGUUCACCUAUUAUGAGGACGCCCAGCAGGUGGAUAUCUCCACCACAGUGGAGGGGUUCCAGGAGAGGGGGGAUGACAUGAUGACGUAUCAGUUCUCUACCUCUGACAUUAUCACCACCCCUCAUGAGCCGUCCUCUGGCUCCUCUCAGCAGUUCCCCCAGGAUUCUCCACCUCCCCCUCCGCCUCCCACGUUCCCUUCCCCUCCACCUUACCACUUCACCCAGGACCAGACCCCUGACAGCACUCCUCAGGAGUUUGUGGAGGAGCAACAUAAUGUUGCAGAUGUGCCCCAGCUGUGGUGA
Molecule: messenger RNA, 866 nt
Organism: Oncorhynchus mykiss (rainbow trout)
Lineage: Eukaryota; Metazoa; Chordata; Actinopteri; Salmoniformes; Salmonidae
Source: RefSeq, a predicted model, not a curated record